Molecule: messenger RNA, 1224 nt
Organism: Brassica oleracea var. oleracea
Lineage: Eukaryota; Viridiplantae; Streptophyta; Magnoliopsida; Brassicales; Brassicaceae
Exons: 1
Coding region: 1-1224 (407 amino acids)
Molecular function (GO): catalytic activity
Source: RefSeq, a predicted model, not a curated record
AUGCAAAGGAAGAAUAAUCAUGAUGUCAUCUUUCUCUUGGAGACUAAAAACCCCAGUGAGAUGGUGUUGAAUGAACUUCAGUGGUUGCAAUCGAACAACUACUUUGUGGUUGAACCUCACAGUCCAAGAGGAGGAGGACUCUUCUUGUCCCGGAAAAAAAACAUCCAAGUAGUUAUCAACUCAUCAUCAUACAACUUUAUUGACACGACGAUUACAUACAAAGGGAAUUUCUUCCACACAACCUUUGUAUACGGAGAGCCAAACAGUACUAAACCACAACAGAUAUGGAGGACUCUGUCUAAUCUACAUCUAGCUACAGAAGAUCCUUGGUUCCUAACAGGAGAUUUCAAUGAGAUUGUGGACAAUAGUGAAAAAUGCGGAGGCCUCGUUAGAGCAGAAGGAACAUUUUGUGUGUUUAGGUCCUUUAUAUCACAAAAUGACCUUUUCGAUCUAAAGUUUACAGGAAGCUUCCUUUCUUGGAGGGGUAAAAGGCAUUCGCACCUGAUUCUUUGUCGGCUAGACAGAGCGAUGUGCAACAGCGCAUGGAUGGACAUGUUUCCCUCCUGCCGAAGCCAGUAUCUCAAAUUUGAGAGCUCUGACCAUAGACCGCUCAUAUCCUACUUGGACACAUCACGAAAGAAAAGUCAAAAGAUCUUCAGGUUCGAUAGACGACUAACUGAUGAUAUGGAAGUGAAUAACCUUAUUAAGGAGGUCUGGAGUAGUUCAUCUCACCUUAUCGUAGAGGCAAGACUUUCUCUGUGCCGACAUGCAAUCUGGAAAUGGUCAAAAGCAUUCCACGAGAACAGUCAGAAAAGAUUAAAGGAGACUAGAGAACUACUGGAUUUAGCGAUGGUGAAUCUCAUACCUGACGAGCCUCUGAUCCAUGAGCCCAAUGUGAAACUGCUCCAUCUAUACAAAGAAGAUGAGAGCUUCUGGAAACAGAGGAGUCGCCAACUAUGGCUCUCUCUAGGAGACUCAAACACUGGAUACUUCCAUGCAUCGGCAAAAGGAAGAUCAGCAAAGAAUAGGUUCUCUGUAAUAGAGAACAACUGUGGAGUCCCUGUGUAUGAAGAAGAUCAGAUUUCAGAAGUUAUAUAUGCUUUCUAUACGGAUCUCUUCCGCUCCUCAAGCUCAGACAGUAGGCAAACAGUGUGUGAUGCUCUUGCACCCUGCAUUACGAACGCAAAAAAUGAGGAGUUGAUCGCGAUCCCCCAAGCAAAAUAG